AUGCCGCCUGUAUGGAGGCCGAGCAGUUACAUUGCUUCCACAGAGUCAAGGAUAACGUCCUGGAUGUCGACAAUAGAGGUUGCACAUAAAACUGAGGGAUCAAAUCUCCUGAGAAGGAAUUCGGAUGAUGUGGGAUGGGAAUAUGGGGUUCUUGUUGAUGCUAACAAUAAGGACAAGGUGAAAUGCAAACUCUGUGACAAGGUGCUGCAAGGAGGGAUUUAUCGGUUGAAGCAACAUGUGGCCCAUGAAGGAAAGAAUGCGACGAAAUGCAAGGCCAGAACACCGGAGGCUCUGGAGGCUAAAGAGAAGUGCAAGAAAGCACUAAAUGAUGCAAAAAUGAAGAGGGAGGAGAAGACUGUUCGUGAGCUAGAACCUAGAGAGGAAGUGAAUGUUUCUCGGGUUGGAGGUGGAGAAUCAGAGGAAGUCACUUGUAUUGGAAGUUCAGAGCCUCACAAAUUAGGACCCAUUUGUUUCAACUCCAAGCUGAUUAAUAAGAAAGAAACUCCUUAG
Molecule: messenger RNA, 510 nt
Organism: Miscanthus lutarioriparius
Lineage: Eukaryota; Viridiplantae; Streptophyta; Magnoliopsida; Poales; Poaceae
Source: the annotation of a GenBank genome assembly